UAAGGAAAAGCAAAAAAAUUGUCGACCCUUUUGAGAGGAGAAAGCUCAGUUGCAACUAAACCACAACCACCAUCCAACGGUUAGAGAGAGAGCGCCGGACGGUUUCUCCGGCAUUUUGCCCGUUUUGGAAGCAAACGACGACGUCGACUUACACCAGUUGCUUCAGAUCUGUUCUUGCUCCUAUAUAUGACGACAACUUUCUAGAGAAGGAAUGUAAGGUUCGUACUUCCAUUUCAGUUCUGAAAUCUAUUCCCCUGUAAAAUGGUGCUUGAGGGGCCCUUAACACCUGGACAGGUGUCCUUUUUGCUUGGAUGUAUCCCAACUAUUGUUGCAUGGAUAUAUUCUGAAUUUUUGGAGUACAGGAAAUAUGCAUCGCCAUCAAAAGUUCAUUCAGACACUAAUCUGGUUGAACUGGAAAAGGAGGCUAUCAAAGAAGAUGAUCGGACAGUUUUACUGGAAGGAGGGCUUACAAAAUCAUCUUCCAUGAAGUCACAUACUUCCUCUAUAAGGAGUAACUUGUUUAGGUUCUUGACCAUGGAAGACUCUUUCCUGCUAGAAAAUCGAGCAACUCUGAGAGCAAUGUCCGAGUUCACAGCAAUUCUGGUUUAUUUUUAUAUUUGUGACCGUACAGAUUAUGUGCCUCAAUCUACAAAGAACUACAACCGGGACCUAUUCCUUUUUCUCUACCUUCUUCUUAUCAUAGUCUCAGCAAUGACAUCUCUGAAGAAGCAUCAUGACAAGUCACCAUUUUCUGGAAAAGCCUUACUUUACCUCAACCGGCAUCAAACAGAAGAGUGGAAAGGUUGGAUGCAGGUACUGUUUUUAAUGUAUCAUUAUUUUGCUGCCACUGAGAUAUACAACGCAAUUCGUGUUUUUAUUGCUGCAUAUGUCUGGAUGACUGGAUUUGGAAACUUUUCCUACUAUUAUAUACGCAAGGAUUUUAGCAUUCCUAGAUUUGCUCAGAUGAUGUGGCGGCUUAACUUUUUUGUGGCUUUUUGUUGUAUUGUUCUCAACAAUGAUUAUAUGCUUUAUUAUAUUUGUCCCAUGCACACGCUUUUCACUCUUAUGGUGUAUGGAGUUCUUGGCAUUUUCAACAAGUAUAAUGAAAGCAAAACUGUGAUGGCUCUGAAGAUACUCUCAUGCUUUCUUGUGGUUAUUGCAAUCUGGGAAGUACCUGGGAUCUUUGACAUCAUAUGGAGCCCUUUCAGAUUUUUUCUUGGGUAUAAUGAUCCUGCAAAACCAGAUCUUCCUCGUCUGCAUGAAUGGCAUUUCCGAUCGGGGCUAGAUCGCUACAUAUGGAUCGUUGGAAUGAUAUACGCUUAUUUUCACCCCAAUGUUGAGAAAUGGAUGGAGAAACUAGAGGAAUCAGAAACCAAAAGGAGGCGGACAAUCAAGACAGCCAUUUUGGCAACAUCUUUAUUAGUUGGAUACUUGUGGUUUGAGUACAUCUACAAGCUGGAUAAGGCGACUUAUAACAAAUAUCAUCCUUACACCUCAUGGAUUCCAAUAAGUGUUUACAUUUGCUUGCGGAAUUUCACCCAGGAGCUUCGAAAUUUCUCCUUAACUCUAUUUGCGUGGUUGGGCAAGAUUACUUUGGAGACUUACAUUUCCCAAUUCCAUAUCUGGCUGAGAUCUAACAUGCCUAAUGGACAACCAAAGUGGCUUCUAUCAUUCAUUCCAGAAUAUCCCUUGCUUAACUUCAUGCUCACAACUGCCAUUUAUAUUUUGGUAUCUCAUCGGCUCUUUGAACUAACCAACACUCUCAAGACAGUUUUUGUACCCUCAAGAGACAACAAACGUUUAUUUCAUAAUUUUAUUGCUGGGGUUGCAAUUUCACUAUCUCUGUAUUGCAUCUCCUUUAUUCUUCUUCAGAUCCGCCAUUGAAUGACAAAAGUUAAAGGCAAAUGUGAAAAGAAGAGUUGCAGGCAAGUGUAGAUGAUGAUGGAUGGAUGGUUGUGUAUUGAGGGCAUUCAUGAUCAGGAAAUUGACACUCAAUUAUCCAUGGAGCUUGACCAAAUUAAAUACAAAAUGCUGAUAUCUGCUUGCUAAAUAACAGUAAAAGUUAGUUUAUGUAUUUUUCUUUCUUUUGAUGCCCCAUUUUUGAGUGAAUCUCCCUUAUCCCUCGAUGAGGACGGUAGGAGAAUGUAGAAGAAUACCGGUUAACAGCAACUGUUCAAAUUCUUUUUUUUUCAGAAUUGUAAUCU
Impatiens glandulifera is the source of this 2204-nucleotide messenger RNA. Its product is annotated as protein REDUCED WALL ACETYLATION 1-like. Gene Ontology annotation, molecular function: acetyltransferase activity. The coding region runs from base 262 to 1884 and encodes 540 amino acids. Gene Ontology annotation, cellular component: Golgi apparatus. The record is from RefSeq and is a predicted model, not a curated record. NCBI's taxonomy places the organism in Eukaryota, Viridiplantae, Streptophyta, Magnoliopsida, Ericales, Balsaminaceae. The transcript has 16 exons. Gene Ontology annotation, biological process: xylan biosynthetic process; xyloglucan metabolic process; plant-type secondary cell wall biogenesis.